Laccaria bicolor S238N-H82 is the source of this 2489-nucleotide messenger RNA. RefSeq lists its product as uncharacterized. The coding region runs from base 1 to 2394 and encodes 797 amino acids. The transcript has 14 exons. Lineage: Eukaryota; Fungi; Basidiomycota; Agaricomycetes; Agaricales; Hydnangiaceae. The record is from RefSeq and is a predicted model, not a curated record.
AUGUUGGGCCACACUACAUUUUCAGACCUCAACACCCAUCUCUCAAAUGCUUCGUUUGAGAAGAAGGCAGAACCACCUUUGUGGUACGAUCAUCUCUCGUUGAUCUUCCGACUACUUCACCAGUUCUUUCCGGGGAGAUAUUUCAAGCUCCCUGACGAUGAUGGGCGACGACUCCAAGACACUACCAUCACAUCCAAAACUAUCCAGAAGCGACCACUAUCCACGCUGGACCCGCGUAGACUGCUGCCAAAUUUGUCUUCGUCCUUUAUCGGUACCUUCUGUUGCCAACAUAUGGAUGCAUUCGCUCUCGAAGUUUUGGAAGAUGCAAAGUCCUGGAAUUGGCCUAUCGUAAAACGCAUCGAACAAAGUGGCAACCAAGGCAAACCUCUACUUCCAAAUUUGCUGUCUUGUUUGAUAAAGGAGUCUCAGGCCCUCGGUGGUACGGUGCUGGAACAGUUCUGGGAAACAAUUGGAAAAUGCGAUAACAAGCUCAAGGAUAAUAUUAAAACUGUCACGUCUGUUCCGCCGGGUCAGGCAUCGACAAUACUAUUUGCGGGGGUGAAUAGAGAAGACAUUCGCCUAGGUCCAUUAUUCGACAUGGCAGCUGAGUAUUUUGCACAUCUCGCCGUUGCAUUUGUAAACCCAGGAGGACCUGAAUCAGCGGACAGCACGCCAUCCUCAACGGACGAACUGCUUGAGUUGGCCAAUAAGGAGGGGUUCGGAAAGCGAAACCAAGAAGCCCUCAAACGUUUGGCUUUUAAGCGUGAUGGUGCACGAUGUGUGAUGACGGGGGUGACAUUUGACGAGCUCCCUACUGAGGACGACAAUUUCUCACCUGUUCUGACCCAUCUAAUCCCGAACUCGAUUCAUGGCAAACCGGACACCCUAAAAUGUCUCGCCACGUUCGCCGGUGAGGAAGCUAGGGACCUUGUCCUCAAACAAAUGAAUGAUAUUGGAAAUGUUGCGAAUGUUCAAAGCGACGCAUACGUGAAGUAUGAUGGAUUGCGAUGGGGAAUUGAAGCUCAAGAAGGUGAAACUGUGAAGUACGUCUACAGGAGGGUUCCUUAUAACCCCAAUGUUGGCCCAGCGUCAAUUAAUCUGCGAGACGGGAAAGAAAUCCACUUUGGGCGUGGUAUCAAGGGGGAGAGGCUUGGAGGAGGACCGCUUCCUCUAUUCUGCAAUGUUCAACUUGCUGUCGCUCGUGUCUUGCGCAUGAGUGGAGCCGCGGAGGUGGUCAUGCAACUGAGGGCAGAUUCCGAUGAUUCUGAUACCCCUCAUGCAUAUGUUGCCUCUGACUACUUUCUUGAUAUCCUAGACGCAAAGUUACACCUCCAGAGCAUCAUUGUUAUUUCAGGUGCAAUCGACCUUAUUCAACCCAAUGUACACCAGUCGGCUCUGACCAGGGAUGGCUCGACGUUCCAGGAUAUGUUCUUGCUAGGUGUUGACAGCCACCGGGAAUUCAAAGACAGCGGCAACUUGAAAGCGGUGCCUGACGGCGAGGGCGUCUGCGAUAAACAUCCCAUCCAUUUGCAGGGAGAUACGGUGGACGAGUUUCGAGCUUUGCUUUGGUCUUUUUACGCGCUGCCAAGUGAUAUUUUCGAUGCAACGAGACCGGAAAACAUCGAUACGAUCAAGUUCAUGAACCUCGCUCGAGUAACCCACAAAUACAACUUUAUCUCAACCGAAAAGUGGGCCCUCGAAAUUCUCACUUUAUAUCUCACUUCUGUUUCCCAACAACCCAUUCCUUCAGAACUUGAUGGGCCCUCGUUUGAACCAUUAUCUCCCGAAAUCCUCGAGAACUUGACCAAAGUUGCCGUGCUCUGCACCAGUGAGGAUCAGCCUUUGUUCAAGAAGACCAUGGCAGGAUGGGAGCUACUUCUAGGCCACGGAGAUUAUGCAGAGACCGCAAUCCGCGUUGCGGAACUCCUUGGACUGCGCCAUCUCCGGGCGUCAGCAUACUACGCCAUUAUGAUCAAAGGGAGACAAGCCUGGGAUCUGAAACCGAAUCUUUCCAGGGAGCAGCGGAUUACUUUAUUAUCAGGACAUCAUGCGCUUUUUGAGCUUUCUCGAGGCCUGUUAGGGUCACCACCCCAGUUCCAUAAUUGCUAUGGAGCGCAAACAUGUCGCCGUAGUUUGGCAUCGUGUUGGGGGAAUCUAUUCGCGGGUGGAAUUUCUGACUCUGACACAAUUCCAGCUGCCAACUCAUUGCACCCCCUGGACCUGUUAGGAAGACUGCAGCUGCUGGAGGGUCAAUUCGUAAAGAUAUCAGAAUACGCAGCUACUGCCCUGAAUGGCAUGACAAGACCCUGUGCUCUCGAAGGCCUGAAAGCCAUUCGAGCGUUACAAGAGAAGUUGAGGUUGGACCUUUCAGAUUGCUUCCAGGACGUUGCUUGACCUGUGCUCUGAGUAACUCCGUAUACGUUAUCAUAGGAACAAGUAAAAGUGCGGAUGCUUGUAGUACUGCCAAAUAGCCUCGACUUUUCACAGCG